Molecule: messenger RNA, 2088 nt
Organism: Talaromyces stipitatus ATCC 10500
Lineage: Eukaryota; Fungi; Ascomycota; Eurotiomycetes; Eurotiales; Trichocomaceae
Product: inulinase precursor, putative
Exons: 2
Coding region: 62-1711 (549 amino acids)
Biological process (GO): sucrose catabolic process
Molecular function (GO): sucrose alpha-glucosidase activity
Source: RefSeq, a predicted model, not a curated record
AUAUGCUUUCAAUAUCUUCGGUCCGUACAAGUAACUAUUCCUAAUCCAGAGCUUAACGUCGAUGAAGGUCUACCAUCCGCUCAAUGCCACCCUUUUGGGUGCAUUAAUACUCCAGGUUGAUGCAGGCCAGUCGCAUGAAUCGUAUACGGAGCCAUACCGGCCUCAGUAUCACUACAGCCCGGCCAAAAACUGGAUGAACGAUCCCAAUGGCCUCGUAUAUGAUAAUUGCACCUACCAUCUGUAUUAUCAAUACAAUCCAGGCGGGGAUACAUGGGGAGCAAUGUCCUGGGGCCACGCCACGAGUAGUGACCUUACUCAUUGGAAAGAACAGCCUGUUGCUCUACUCGCGCGAGGAUUCCCAGAUGACAUUACUGAGAUGUUUUUCUCUGGAUCUGUUGUCAUUGAUGAACGUAAUACCAGUGGUUUUGGUAGCGAUGGAAAGAUUCCGUGGAUUUCCAUGUAUACGUCUUCUUACCCUGUAGAACAAGUAUUGCCAAGUGGAAAGCAAGUUCGCGCAAACCAGCAAGGGCAGUCUAUUGCCUACAGUCUCGAUCAGGGAGAAACGUGGACCACGUACGAUGAGGCCAACCCAAUCAUUCUCGAACCCCCUGCCCAAUACCAGGAUCAAUGGGAAAACUUCCGUGAUCCGAAUGUCUUUUGGCACGAGCAGACUCAACAAUGGGUGGUUAUUAUGAGUCUUGCCAACAUUCAUAAGCUGCUCAUAUACACAUCCCCGAAUCUGAAGGAAUGGACUUUGGUGAGCGUGUUUGGGCCACUCAACGCUGUGGGCGGCCAGUGGGAGUGUCCUAGUCUCUUCCCGUUGCCAGUCAAUAAUGACGAAUCAAAUAUCAAAUGGGUUCUUGUUGUGGGCCUCAAUCCUGGAGGUCCUCCAGGGACUGUGGGAUCGGGAACUCAGUACUUUUUGGGCGAUUUUAACGGGACUACAUUUACGGCAGAUGUGGGCAGUAUCUCGGCUCCCUCGAAUGACACCGCCAACUGGUUCGAUAGAGGUCCGGAUUUCUACGCUGCCAUUGGUUACAAUGGCCUUCCAGAGUAUGAGCGGACGCUCAUUGGAUGGAUGAAUAAUUGGCAAUACGGGCAAUCGAUACCGACGAGUCCCUGGCGCAGCGCAAUGAGUAUUCCUCGUUACCUGUCGUUGAGAACAAUUGGCCAGAAGACGGCACUGGUUCAAACACCCCAAGAAAACUGGGCUUCUAUCGCUGAGGAGGCUAUCGUAUCAGCGUUCCCUUCAGUGGCUGACGUUCAUGAACUGGGUGAUAUUGGAAAAGCACUCGAAAUCCAGUUGACCUUCUCCAGCAGAGAGACUGCACCGGGUGCAGUCCAAGGAAGCUCCGAGUCUGGAAUCAGCAUCCGAGCCUCCGAGGACUUCAGUCAACAGACACGGGUUGGAUACGACUUCGCCACGAAGCAGGCAUUCGUUGAUCGGACUCAAUCAGGGAAUGUCUCUUUCGACAGCACGUUCGCAAGUGUCUACUUUGCUCCUCUUUCACCAGCUCCAGAUAACACAGUGUCUUUACGUAUUUUUGUAGAUUGGUCAAGCGUGGAGGUCUUUGGAGGGCAGGGAGAGAGCACGAUAACAGCUCAGAUAUUCCCUCCCGACAAUGCUACGUAUGCCAGGCUUUUCUCUACUGGUGGAAGUACAGAUAAUGUGCAGGUUCGCAUUAGUAAGGUGCGUUCCACAUGGGCAUAGGACUUGAAGAUUGGGGCCAUACAAUUUCUAUACUGUCUGUGGGCUCGGUAGCUCCCUAGUUAUAUGUCAGAUGCGACAGCUGCUAUGGCCCUGUUCUUCUAUAUUGACGCCUUUCGUAAAGAAACAGUUACUUGCAUUGGAAGCACCCUUCAUCACACUAUGAAUCCUCAGUAGGACUUUCAUCAUCUCGUAGCCCUAUUCAGUACCUAGGGUAGGGCUAGGGCUAGUGCUAGGGUUGGCAUUAGGGUUAGGGUUAAAAAAACCAAGACGUGCCAAGCAUAUCGGAAGGUCUUCUUUUUUUCCCUCGGAUUGAUUGACGAACAUUUAAAUGUUUUAAGUAUUUCGUGAUAUCUUCAAUAGCAUUCAUAUAUUCUCUC